CCUCAAUUUAAACAAAAUGGCGUCACAUAAACCUCCGAAUGUUUCUGAUUCUCGGGCCGAAUUAAUCGAACUUGUGAAGAGACGGCAAGAAAUUGCGGAAACUUUGGCCAAUUUAGAACGUCAAAUUUAUGCAUUUGAAGGCAGUUACUUAGAAGACACACAAAUGUAUGGAAAUAUCAUAAGAGGCUGGGAUAGAUACCUGACAAACACCAAAAAUACAAAUAGCAAAGCAGAUAAACGAAAUAGAAAAUUUAAAGAAGCAGAUCGACUGUUUUCAAAAUCUUCUGUCACUUCAGCUGCUGCAGUAAAUGGGAUACAAGAUCAAUUAGAUAAAAGAGAUAUCCAACCAUCUAGUCCAGACAUGGGGAGUGGGGCAGAGAGCGAGUCUUCUCAGCGUAAUGAAUCAUCGCACAGGAACGAUCUGCCAAUAAGUGGGCAUAGCAAGAACAUCGGCAAAAAUCACAGACAUAACAAAAAAGGAAAAAACAAAUCAAGACACAGACUGGAGGUAAAGCUUAAUAGAAAGGGCAGAUAA
Owenia fusiformis is the source of this 535-nucleotide messenger RNA. Lineage: Eukaryota; Metazoa; Annelida; Polychaeta; Sabellida; Oweniidae. The record is from the annotation of a GenBank genome assembly.